This is a messenger RNA of Trichomonas vaginalis G3, 660 nucleotides long. RefSeq names its product family protein, putative-related family. Lineage: Eukaryota; Parabasalia; Trichomonadida; Trichomonadidae. The transcript has a single exon. The record is from RefSeq and is a predicted model, not a curated record. The coding region runs from base 1 to 660 and encodes 219 amino acids.
AUGCUUUCGUUAUUGUUUUGGCAAUCUCUCUCUCAUCAUCAUAAAAGAUAUAAAAAACCAAGGGGUAGCUUUGAUGCUGGAUCUGGGAGUUAUUAUGAGAAUGGUAUUUCUGGAACAGUUACAAGUGAAUCAAGAUCUUACGAACAUGACAAAAUAAAGAUAUGCGAAAUGCUUAAUUCAACGGAGUUAAAGUACCUUGGAAUACCGGACACUACAAAAGAGGACUUAAAUAGAACAUCAAGACUUUUUAACAUUCUUGGUGAUUAUAAUAUCUUCAUUUCAUUCGUUGCAAUUUGCUCUUACAAUCAUCAAUGCAACAAAAACACGAGUCAGAGUGAUAAUGAUCACUUUAGAGCAGCAGGUUUUCUAAAUCUGAAAGGAAAUGAUCUAUAUUCUAAUUUCCAACAGAUGGUGAAAGAUCCAAACGUAUUACCACUAGGUGCUCCGCUCAUUGACGAAAAAUAUCCUUGGACUUCUGCAAUUUACAUUUGGAAUUCCAAUUACAUCUCAGAUUUCUGUCGUGAUAAUCCGAAUAUUAUUAAGGUCGCAAAACAACUUAUACCUGUUGAAGAUGAAGGAAAAUUACAAAAAAUUUAUGAUGAUUUAAAUGAAAUGAUUAGAAUCAAAGAGUUUGAUCGUCGCAAACUUGCUUGUAGUUAG